Messenger RNA from Megalobrama amblycephala (Wuchang bream), 4554 nucleotides. It is a transcript of the gene nsmaf, whose product is annotated as neutral sphingomyelinase (N-SMase) activation associated factor. NCBI's taxonomy places the organism in Eukaryota, Metazoa, Chordata, Actinopteri, Cypriniformes, Xenocyprididae. The transcript is spliced from 31 exons. The record is from RefSeq and is a predicted model, not a curated record. Gene Ontology annotation, molecular function: protein binding. The coding region runs from base 129 to 2864 and encodes 911 amino acids.
ACUCGACUGUUAUUGUUAUUUCUCCAGGGCAGCGUGACAGAGAUUUGAAUGACGGAGUCGACCAGCCGGAGCUUCUUCCGCUUCCGAGCACUUCCGUGUUUACAUGUCGCUGCUGCCGCGGGUCCCUCAUGGCUUUCAUCACGAAGAAGGAUCGCGUCAAAGAAAGAUUUUCGCUGUUGUUACUGGAUCUGGAGGAACAUUAUUUUGAACAGCACACUGCAUAUAAUCUGACCAGCAGCGGCCCGGAGGCAAACAGACGAAGCAGCGGCUCAUUAAAAAUCUGUUCCAAAUCAGUCAUUUUUGAACCCGAUGAUGCGAAGGAGCCGAUUUUAAAGAUCCCUCUGAAAGACUGCAAAGGAAUCGCGGCGCUGGAGGAAUCGUUCCGCAACCCGUUUAUAGAAAGUAAACCUGCCUGUAUUCUUAUAGAAACCAAGCAGAUUUAUCUAAUUAAAGAAGAAAAUGCAGUUGCUCCAUAUAAAUAUGAAAGGGGAGAAAAAAAGGUCACGUUCCAACUGGAGGCGUCCGGAAAAACGGAGGAUGUUGUUCAGAUGUUAUUACAGUUGCACAGAGCGUCCUGUCUGGAUAAGCUGGGUGAUCAGACGGCAAUGAUUGCAGCCAUAUUGCAGUCCAGGUUGGCACGGACAUGUUUUGAUAAGAACAGUUUUCAGGAAGUGACCGAACGCCCACACAUGGAGUGUGAGGCGGAAAUGGUUUCUCCUUUGGUGACAAACGCGGGUCACAUUUGCAUCACCGACCACAAUCUUUACUUCCAGCCUCUGAACGGAUAUCCUGAUUCAGUGGUGCAGAUUGGGUUACACAGCGUAAGACGCAUCUACAAACGGAGACACGGCCUGAGGCCUUUGGGCCUCGAGGUGUUUUGCACAGAGAAUGAUCUGCGCUCGGACAUCUACCUGAAGUUCUACGGUACUAAAGAGAGAGAUGAGCUUUACUACUACAUCGCAACCUUCCUUGAGAACCAUAUAGCGGAGCACACGGCAGAGAGCUACAUGCUGCAGUGGCAGAGAGGUCACAUCUCCAACUAUCAGUACCUGCUGCAUCUCAACAACCUAGCAGACCGCAGUGUGAACGAUCUCUCCCAGUAUCCAGUGUUUCCCUGGGUCAUCAGUGACUACAGCAGCGCACAGCUGGACUUGCUGAACCCUGCUUCAUUUCGAGAUCUCAGUAAACCAAUUGGAGCUCUGAACACUGAGAGACUGGAGAGAUUACUGGAACGCUACAGAGACAUGCCUGAGCCUCGUUUCAUGUACGGCAGUCAUUAUUCAUCACCUGGAUAUGUGCUUUUCUACCUUGUCAGAGUUGCUCCAGAGCACAUGCUUUGCCUACAGAACGGACGCUUUGAUCAUGCAGACAGAAUGUUCAACAGUGUUGGUGAGACAUGGAAGAAUUGUUUAGAGGGAGGCACUGAUUUCAAAGAGCUGAUUCCUGAGUUCUAUGGAAGUGAUAGCAGCUUUCUGAAGAAUCUGCUAGGGUUGAAUCUGGGCCGGAGGCAGGGAGGAGGCAGAGUGGAGAAUGUUGAACUUCCUCCGUGGGCAUCAGAUCCAGAUGACUUCUUGCAGAAGAUGCGUCUUGCACUGGAGAGUCAGUACGUGUCUGAACACCUGCAUGAGUGGAUCGAUCUGGUCUUCGGCUACAAACAGAAGGGAAGUGAGGCUGUGGCCAGCCAUAACGUUUUCCAUCCAUUAACGUAUGAGGGAGGAGUUGACUGCGAUAGUAUUGAGGAUCCAGAUCAGAAAAUAGCCAUGCUAACUCAAAUAUUAGAGUUUGGACAAACGCCACGACAACUCUUCGUCACUCCUCAUCCUCAGAGGAUCACGCCACGCUUCAACAACCUGUCCGCGACGCCCAGCCUCAGCAGCAGCGAGCUCUCGCCAGCGUCUCCUAGUAUGGAGUCAUUCGAGGACCUGACGGAGGAGAGUAAGAAAAUGGCCUGGAGCAACAUGAACAAACUUGUUUCGCAGUCUUGCCACAAAAUACACAAGGAAGCGGUAACGGGCAUUGCUGUGACCCUCAAUGGAGAGUCCAUCUUCUCAACCUCUCAAGACUCUACACUGAAGAUGUUCUCAAAAGAUAACGGCCUGCAAAGAAGUGUGUCCUUCUCCAACAUGGCGCUGUCCUCCUGUCUGAUGCUGCCUGAUGAUGAGAUCGUCGUGUGCUCGUCCUGGGACAAUAACGUGUAUUUUUACUCAAUAGCAUAUGGACGAAGACAAGACACUCUGAUGGGUCAUGAUGAUGCAGUUAGUCAUAUGUGCUGGAGGGAUGACAAACUUUACACAGCAUCAUGGGACUCUACCGUGAAGAUUUGGAAAUGUGUCGCCGCUGACAUCUCCAGUAAUAAACGGACUCGGUUUGAGCUGCUUGCUGAAUAUGAGCACGAGGCCGGGGUGAACACUUUAGAUCUCAGCCCAGCUGGCACACUUCUGGCGACGGGUACUAAAGAAGGAACCCUCACUGUCUGGGAUCUUGCCAGCCCUGUGCCGCUGAAUCAGCUGACCUGCCAUUCUGGGAAGAUUCAUCAGGUGGCCUUCAGUCCUGACAGCAGACAUAUCUUGAGUGUUGGCGAGGACUCGUGUUUGGCGGUCACAGAUGUGCAGACAGGCAUGCUCAUUGCUACUGUACAUGCAGAGCUGGAGCAGAGGUGCUUCUGCUGGGAUGGAAACACGGUGUUGUCUGGAGGGAUGUCAGGAGAUCUCAGCGUGUGGAACCUGCUUAGCAGUAAAGUCACCCAUAAGAUACCUGCUGCUCACUCAGGAGCAGUGACGUGUAUGUGGAUGAACGAGCAGGGCAGCACGAUCAUCACAGGUGGAGUGGACAAACAGAUCAUCCUGUGGAAACACCAGUAUUAACAGCUCGGCGAGGUCCAUUUCACCUUCACCCACUGAAACGGAGAUCUGUUCAAUAUCCUUUUAUGAGAAUGUCGUUUGAACAGAUACUGUUGCAGGGCUUUAAAUCAGCUGGUUUUACAUUAUUUAGUGUUUUUAUUGUGUUUUAGAACUAAAACUGGAAUGUUUUCACGGAGAUGAUUUCUUUUUUCUUUUAUUAUGUAAUACAUAAAUAACAUCUGCCAUGUCAAAUCCUGUUUUGAAUUCAAACAGCCACAAUUCAUACGAUUUAGUUAAGACAAUCAGCUAUUAUGAUUUUCAUUAUUAUUAUUAUUAUUGCUGCUUUUGAUAAAUGUAAAAACCAAAUCAUCAUUAUUAUAAAUCAUAAUACGUCUUGCUCAGUUCUGAGAUCAACUCGUGACUCUUUAUUAUAGGUGACACAGGAAUAUUAGGAAGUAUUAAGUAGUUAUUAUAUAUGGAAUAUGUUUGAGGUCCUGCAAGUUUGCUGCAGAUGUUUUUUUUUUUUUUUUUUUUUUUUUAAUGUGCCUUAAUUUUUAAUAAUUUAAACUAUAAAUGCCCACUCUUUAAAUAUGCUCGCAUGUUCAGCUCAAAUAUAUACAUACGAAUUAUUACAGUUAUGUAUGAUGAUAUUUCAUUGAAGGUUAGAGUAAAACCUUCUGUAAUAUAAUAAAAUAUAGUAUUACAUCUUGAGAGGUUAUGGAUGCAUUUGUAUAUAUACAAGUUUUAUAUUUCAUACACUAUUAUUUAUGUUAUAAUAGGAUGCCUUGAAAAAGUGCUCUUCAGUGAAGAACAUUUUGAGCGUUAUGUAUUAGAAAAGUUAAGUCAAUAUGGCAGGAUUAUGCAAUGUUCUGUAAAUCAAUGAGCUCACGAGUUAUUAAGAGAUGAUUAUUACUGUCACUUUAAAUAUGAAUAAGUUGCAUUUUUGACUCGUGUGUGGACUGCACGUUUUAGUAUUGUAUGUUUACGUGUGUGUUUUGAUGUGUGUAAUUCUUUUCUUUUUAUCAAAUAUGUAUUUUAUUUCCUCAUGUGAGAGAAACUGCUGGAAAUCCAAAACGACUUUGCUGACGGACCAAGGUUGUUGCGUUUUUGUUUCUGCAUUUACGUUCUACCGAACAGUCACUUCUUUUAAAAGCUUUUUUCUUUGUUUUCUGUAUUGUUUUAGUGACGUGACUAAUUAGACAAAGAUAAAAAUGGGCCUCAUUCUGAUGACAUCAUAUAUUUGUGUGCAUUUAUAUGGCAUUAUUGCAUAAUAUUACUUCACACACUUAUGAGACAAAUUACAAGGCCAAGUCUAGUAAUUGGAAACAUGUAUACAUUUCUUUUACGACGCGUGUUUAAAUCCUCUCUAAAUCCAGGUUAUCUUCAUAGAUAUUAUCAUUGGAAAUCGUCAGUAAUGCAUAUCCAAAUUGAACCAAGUACAGAAAAUUUGUUAGACAAUUGUUUUUCAUCUUUGAUGUUAUUAUUUAAACUCUAAUGAACAUGUUUUUGUGAAAUGUGUUUCUUUAAGUCUUGUACUUUAGGUUUUUUCUCUGACGGUGUUUUUAGUUCAUGUGAUGUUUCAAAUAUCUGUAAAAGUCUCUUAAGUUAUAAUAUUUUGGGGAAUUGUCAGCCAAACUAAAGUUUCUCUAUUGGGCCUAUUACAUUCUUGUAAUAGCUGUAAACAAACGAACACAAUAAAACUACACUGGCACAC